AUGGCAAACGUCGCAAGCACAUAUUCCGAUCCCAUCCACAUUGCCGUCAUUGGCGGCACUGGUCUGCAGUCGCUGCCUGGCUUUACUCUUGCUGCCAGCUUGAACGUCGAUACGCCAUGGGGCACCNCCUCGUCGCCCAUCAGUGUGCUGCACCACAAAUCUCCUUCGACCGGCAAGGACAUCCCCAUCGCUUUCUUGUCGAGACACGGUCUGCACCAUGAGAUUGCUCCCCAUGAGGUCCCUGCCCGCGCCAAUAUUGCCGCUCUCCGCUCCCUCGGUGUCCGUACCAUUAUCGCUUUCUCGGCUGUCGGAAGCUUGCAAGAGCAGAUCAAGCCUCGCGACUUUGUCGUGCCGGACCAGGUCAUUGACCGCACCAAGGGCAUUCGUCCCUUCACCUUCUUUGAGGAGGGUAUGGUUGGCCACGUUGGCUUUGCCGACCCCUUUGACGAGAAGCUCGGUGCUGUUGUGAGAAAACUUGGUCACAGCCUCGAGGGUGACAACGUGCACCUUCACGACAAGGGCACCAUUAUCUGCAUGGAGGGCCCUCAAUUCUCGACCCGCGCAGAGUCACACAUGUACCGCUCCUGGGGCGGCAGCGUCAUCAACAUGUCUGUCCUCCCCGAAGCCAAGUUGGCCAAGGAGGCCGAAAUCGCAUACCAGAUGAUCUGCAUGAGCACCGACUACGACUGCUGGCACAGCUCUGAAGACGUGACUGUCGAGAUGGUCAUGGGCAACAUGAAGGCCAACUCGGAAAACGCACGCCGCUUUGUUGGCGGUGUGCUGGAUGAGCUGAGCAAGGAGGAGCACACAGACUUGAUUUUGGCUAAGCACCUGGAGGGUCAGACCAAGUUUGCUGGUGGUAUUACUGCGCCUGCUGGUCGCAAAGAGGCUGCCAAGAAGAAGUUGACUUGGUUGUUCCCUGGUUACUUCGAGUAG
Molecule: messenger RNA, 936 nt
Organism: Aureobasidium vineae
Lineage: Eukaryota; Fungi; Ascomycota; Dothideomycetes; Dothideales; Saccotheciaceae
Source: the annotation of a GenBank genome assembly